Messenger RNA from Puccinia triticina, 345 nucleotides. RefSeq lists its product as uncharacterized. The transcript is spliced from 3 exons. Bases 1 to 345 code for a protein of 114 amino acids. Lineage: Eukaryota; Fungi; Basidiomycota; Pucciniomycetes; Pucciniales; Pucciniaceae. The record is from RefSeq and is a predicted model, not a curated record.
AUGUCACAGCCAGUGCAGGGAACCCCACGGGGGAACACACACCAAGCACAAGCUCUAGCGCUGGAACCCGCGGGGGUACCCGGCCAAUCUGACCCAUCCCGGCUCCGGCCGACCUACAGGCGCAUCGCCAUCCCGUGCAAUCAUGCCCGCGGGGAGGCGGGUAUACCCGCGAAAUGGCUUGAUUUAGACAGCCCGGACGGGUAUACCCGCGAACAGGCCUACCAGUACCGCCAGCCUCCAGUCCAAACAGCCAGAUCGUUGAUUGGCACACCCUCUGGUGAUCCAAGCCGAGCCAACAAAGCUUGCAGGGACCUUCCGCUGCUCUUCCUCCGGAUGGGUCAGUGA